Naumovozyma dairenensis CBS 421 is the source of this 672-nucleotide messenger RNA. Its product is annotated as MINDY family deubiquitinase. NCBI's taxonomy places the organism in Eukaryota, Fungi, Ascomycota, Saccharomycetes, Saccharomycetales, Saccharomycetaceae. Gene Ontology annotation, cellular component: cell periphery; cytosol. The transcript has a single exon. The coding region runs from base 1 to 672 and encodes 223 amino acids. Gene Ontology annotation, molecular function: cysteine-type deubiquitinase activity; cysteine-type carboxypeptidase activity; K48-linked deubiquitinase activity. The record is from RefSeq and is a predicted model, not a curated record. Gene Ontology annotation, biological process: protein K48-linked deubiquitination.
AUGACUUCAUCAUUACCAGCAACAAAUACGAAAAGCAAACCGAUAAGAUUUGAUGUGAAAAAUAUAAAGAUUAGGGAUACACCUCAUAAGAUAUUACUUCAAAAUGAAAAUGGACCAUGCGCAUUAUUAGCUUUAAUUAAUCUAUUAGUAUUAUCAUCGAAUGAAAUAUCUUCACUUGGUGUAGUUACUAAACAAGAAUUGAAGAAAUUGAUUUCGAAAGAUUCCAUUCCCAUUACUGCUGCUACUACUACUACUACUACUACUACUACUACUACUGAGAAUGAGGAUGGGAUUAAGAAGAAAAAGGUGAAGAAUGGAAAAGUCUCAUUAGAAGAAUUAAUUCAAAUCUUAGCUAACAAUGCAUUACAAGGAAAUACAUUGGAGGAUCAAGAUUAUCAAAAUGAUGUGGAUCAAUUAUUGCAUUUGUUGCCUCAAUUACAUACUGGACUGAAUAUUAAUCCAAGAUUCGAUGGAACCUUCGAGGAUAGUAAAGAAUUGAGUAUAUUUAGAUUGUUCGGCAUUCCAUUAGUUCAUGGUUGGGUUAUUGAUCAUGAUAAAUAUCCUGCAAUUUACCAUCUUUCUUAUGAAGAUGCUCAAAAUAUAUUGACUGAAGCAUCGGAAAUUGAAGAAACAAAUGAUGCUGAUGAUAAAGAUAAAGAAUGUAACGAAUAA